This is a messenger RNA of Sinocyclocheilus grahami, 2928 nucleotides long. It is a transcript of the gene fa2h, whose product is annotated as fatty acid 2-hydroxylase. Bases 83 to 1219 code for a protein of 378 amino acids. The record is from RefSeq and is a predicted model, not a curated record. Gene Ontology annotation, molecular function: heme binding; fatty acid 2-hydroxylase activity; iron ion binding. Lineage: Eukaryota; Metazoa; Chordata; Actinopteri; Cypriniformes; Cyprinidae. The transcript is spliced from 7 exons. Gene Ontology annotation, cellular component: membrane; endoplasmic reticulum. Gene Ontology annotation, biological process: lipid biosynthetic process; fatty acid metabolic process.
GUCCACGAGCGCUGAAGAAAGUCAGUGGGGGUCCCACCUGCGUGUGCCUACCGUUCUCUUAUCACCUUGUGGACACCCCUAAAUGAAUAAUAAAAUGUCGCCUUCGGUGUCCCCUCGCUUUUUUUCCGAAAAGGAGGUAUCCAAACAUUGCACCAAGGAUUCGUGCUGGGUGUUGUUAGGGACGCGCGUCUACGAUGUGACGGGGUUCCUCCGGAUGCACCCGGGAGGAGAGGCGCUCAUUCUCCGCCGCUCUGGCAAGGAUGUCAGCCGGGAGAUCGAAGGACCCCCACACCGGCACUCGGAGAACGCCCGGAGGUGGAUGGAGCAGUACUACAUUGGUGAACUCGACAGAGACAGCAUAGAUGAAGAUACGGACACUCUGAGACAGAGGAAGAAGAUCCCAGAAAGCACCACAGAAGAAGAAGAAGAAGAAGAAGAAACGUCGGCCAUCAAUAAGUGCAGCAAAGUCAAUGAAGAAACGGAUCUGGUAGACUGGCGGAAGCCACUGGCCUGGCAGGUGGGAUACCUCAGAGAGAAAUAUGACACGUGGGUCCAUCAGCCUGUGGACAGACCGAUCAGGCUGUUUGAGAAUGACUUUUUCGAAGCCAACACAAAGACUUCUUGGUACAUGGUGCCAAUUGUAUGGAUGCCUUUGGUGAUCUAUCUGUGCUGGUACUGCUAUGCGUUACUGGCACAAGAGAGGACAAGACUGUUUAUUACAUCAGACUACUCCAUUCUGGUCCACAAGUACAGCUUUCCGUUCAUCUUCAUGCUUGGCAUGUUCCUGUGGUCGUUCAUCGAGUACUGCAUCCAUCGCUUCGUCUUCCACAUGCGCCCGCCCGCUCACAAUUAUUACCUUAUCACACUGCACUUCCUGUUGCACGGUCAGCACCACAAGUCUCCGUUUGACGGCUCUCGUCUGGUGUUUCCUCCGAGUCUGGCCGCCAUCGCCAUUGGCGCUUUUUACCUGAUACUCAGGCAGCUGUUGUCUGAGGGUCUGGGAACCUCCCUGUUCGUCGGGGGUCUGUGUGGAUACGUGGUCUACGACAUGAUCCACUACUACCUGCACUACGGCUCGCCACGGAGAGGCUCCUACUUGUACGGGCUGAAAGCGUACCACGUCAAACACCACUUUGAACACCAAAGGGCAGGUUUUGGGAUCACCACCACAUUCUGGGACUACCCCUUCAACACAACCAUGCCCGAGCAGACGUUUUAGAAGACCCUUCUUUUGCCACAAUGACCAAAUCAAAAUCCCCCCAAACAAACUCCCAUAAGCCUCUCUCUUCUGCAUUCUCCCUUUAUCACUGGGUUAGGUACAGUGUCUUACCCUGCUGCUGCUACCAGCUUUUAUAACCUUAGGUUCACCAUCAUCAUCAUCAUCAUCGUCGCCGCCAUCAAUUAUUUAGAGAAGGGUGGGGGGGGGUCCUGAAACAAACAGAAUCACAGAAUGUCAAGCUAUAUAAAUAUUUAUAUACCAUGUAUGAAUGUACUGACGAAUCAAAUGUUGGAUGAAAUCUGUAAAUGUCUUUUAUUAGAGGCACAGGAAUAUCAAACUCACAGUUUUUGCCCAUCCAUGUAAAGUAAAGAGAUGUAUAGACUGGGACCGGUAAGUGUGGGAUGGCGUGUGAAGGUGCGAGUGGAAAUUAAUUCUUAGUCGUAGUGUUAAGAAGCUGAAGGCUAGCAGAAGGAGGUCCUUUUGGUGGCCACGUGUGCCAUUGCCUUUAAGUAAAACUCAGGAAAGUCUCAGACGCUUUAACUCUUCUCAGUGUUGAUGCUGCAACCGCUUUACGGAUCAUCGCUUUCCCUGAGCUGUGUGUCAAAACUUUGCUCCGCCGGUUUCAUUCUGCUCUGGUGGUCUUGCUUUUCUUUCUCAUCUCACCCACUUCGAGGUGUUUUUUGCCAAUCGACUUACUAAUAUCCUGAUCCGGAGGACGUCACAAGUAGCUGCUCCUCGAGUAAUAUGUUACAUAUCCAGUGAGAUAUUAAGUUAUUGAGGACUGAAGCUUGCUUUUGGUUCUCCUGACUAACACACGGGGACGAUUCCGCACUUUGAGCUCAUGGUGAGGGCGUGAAGCGGGGUGCACGGGUCUCUCCUGCCGGCGAGGGUUGCCAGCCGUCCAUAGCUGUCAUAGGGUGGAGGGUUUGUAGAAAUCCUCUGUCGUCAUCGGUGUAGAUCUAGCCGGCGCAACCCUUCCAUCUGGUGUGACGAUCUGGUGCAUCUGACCAGGCGUCAGGAGAGCAAGAGCAUCCUCGGCUGAUCUCUCAUCCUUUCAUACGGCAGAUUUGUUCACUCGUCCGACACUUUUGUAUUGUUCCCUACUCGUUUUAACUCCUGCCUUUGUCUUGACUCUGGUUCAAUGUUGUUGGAAUUCUGGGAAAUAUCCAAGAAAAGCUGUGACCACAUGUAACUCAGCUUCAUACAGUCAUUAUAAGCAUAAUUAAUGUUUCAGAUGAAAUAUAUACAUAAUUAUAUAUGAUAUUUAGGUAAAAAUUAUCCUGAUGUGCCUUAGGGGCAUUGCCUAACUUCCUGCUCCUUCCAAGCCAAUUAGAUCACAUAAUUGGUUGGACGUUUCAGCCAAAGACAUGGAAGGACCUUUGAAUAGAGCUUUUCUUUACACCGUGAUUCUGUGGCACAACGAAACUAAUAAAAUGCAAUGGACACUGUAAUGAUUUGUGAUUAUUUUGUAACUGUGACACCAUCCUGGACAGAUCCCAUGUCAUAGGAGAAUGCUUUCAAAUGAGGCAAGUCAACAGCGCAAUAUACUGUAUUUAUCUGUUUACUUGUAAUCACAUUGGGAGCUUUUAAUUCCGAUAAAAUCUUCAGCUAUAGAUGCCUCUAAUAAAUCAGUUUACUUUAUGUAUUUUUAUUUUGGAAUUUUCAAUUUCUAUGCAAAUGCAAUCGUAUUUGUAAAUAAACUGUAUAUU